CACGGUCUGCUCUCCUGCCCAUGCGCAGUAGGUUUGUUUCUGCCUGAUGGAAGAUUAAACGUGGAUUCGGAGGCCCGGGAACGUGGAUAAAUAACAAAAAACGACUUUAAUAUCAGCCGGCAAACUCCUGCCGUUCUUCCCAAUCCGUUUCAGUUGGGCCGGACAGAAGGAAAAGUUGGCUGGUCUUCAGAGGGGCCUGUGGCGGGCGGAUGGCGAUGCUGGCGGAGCCCCGUAGGAAGCAGAAGUGGUCUGUGGAUCCAAGGAAUAACAACUGGAAAAAUGAUGAAUCCAGAUUUGGGUUAAAGAUGAUGGAAAAAAUGGGAUGGUCUAAAGGAAAGGGACUUGGAGCUCAUGAACAGGGGGAAACUGAAAACAUUAAAAUCCAAAUCAAAAACAACAAAGUGGGUCUAGGAGCAACCAAGAAUCAUGAAGACAACUGGAUUGCGCACCAAGAUGAAUUUAAUGAGCUCUUAUCUAAACUAAAUGAUUGCCAUCGGCAGAAUGGCUCGACUGUGGUGGAGGAUAAAACAGUAUUCAGCCUGGAAGAGAAAUCUAAAUCUUCCAAGAAACGAGUCCAUUAUCAGAAAUACACCAAAGGAAAGGACCUCUCUUCUCGAAGUGCUAAUGAUCUUGCCUGUGUAUUUGGAAAACGGAUCAAGCGAGCUAAAGGAUCUAGAGAUGAUGAAAAGGGAACAGAGGACAAUGCCAAUAUAUCAACUCUUGAGGACCCAAAGACUGUUGAUGCCUCAGAGCCCAAAGUUGAAAUUAAUACUGUGACCAGUUCCCUUACAAUGCAAGAGUAUUUUGCCAGUAGGAUGGCACAGCGCAAAAAUCGUAAACUGGUGCAAGAAAUCCAACAAGGCACUGGUGUCCAGGAACUUGUAGGAUUUGAGAUGCAGUCCAAUGAAGAAGUGAGAAUUAAAUCCAAAAAGAAAAAGCGGAACAAAGGCAUUGAGGAGAUUUGUAACUCUGAUCAAACAUUCAUAUCCAAAAAACGAGCAAAAGAUGAAGGAGGCAAAGAGAUAAAUAAUGGAUUGACAGAAGAUGGUCAAAUUAAGGAAAAUUAUCAGUCUCAAAAGUCUAAAAAGUCGAAAAAGAAAGCAAAAUGAACCAUCCAAUGUCUUUUGAGCAAAAGAUUCGGCCACUAGAAGAAGCUGAAUUGGAGGAGGUUCAGGUUGUUCAACACACAGAACCACAAUGGGCAGAACUUGGAAAUGGAUGAUGAUCAACAAAAAGGCAAAUAGGUGGGCAAAUUAGAGGUUUCUCAUUUGUGGAAAAACAAAAUGAAAAGGAUUUGAAAUCUGCAGGAAGACAUUUUAUAGUAAAAACCAUCUAAAUGUUUUUUAUUAUUAAUUGCAAAGCAAAUUAAUAUAAAUAAAAAUGUUGAGAAACCAUUUAAGGGUUUGGUUAUGUUAAUAAUAGUGCUUCUAUGUUCUCAUUUAAGCAACGUUGGUAAUGAAGAAUUGAGUAUUUAAGAUGUAUAAAUAAAAUCAUAUUUUUGAUUUUUUAAAAAAAAGUAAUGCACAAAAUAAUAUGACCUGUAAGUGCAUUAUUGAACAUCACUACUGAAUGUACAC
Molecule: messenger RNA, 1577 nt
Organism: Pristis pectinata (smalltooth sawfish)
Lineage: Eukaryota; Metazoa; Chordata; Chondrichthyes; Rhinopristiformes; Pristidae
Gene: pinx1
Product: PIN2 (TERF1) interacting telomerase inhibitor 1
Exons: 7
Coding region: 210-1109 (299 amino acids)
Biological process (GO): regulation of ribosome biogenesis
Cellular component (GO): nucleolus
Molecular function (GO): telomerase inhibitor activity; nucleic acid binding
Source: RefSeq, a predicted model, not a curated record